Messenger RNA from Lolium rigidum, 2433 nucleotides. RefSeq names its product protein ALTERED PHOSPHATE STARVATION RESPONSE 1-like. The record is from RefSeq and is a predicted model, not a curated record. Bases 1 to 2433 code for a protein of 810 amino acids. NCBI's taxonomy places the organism in Eukaryota, Viridiplantae, Streptophyta, Magnoliopsida, Poales, Poaceae. The transcript has 5 exons.
AUGGGGUGCGCGCAUUCCAAGCCGCCGCGAGCGGAUCAGGGCGCGGCGGUCGCGCUCUGCCGGGACCGCUCUGCGCUGCUUGCCGAGGCCAUCCGCCACCGCUACGCGCUCGCCGACGCCCACCGCGCCUACGCCGCCUCGCUGCGCGCCGCCGGGGCCGCGCUGCACGACUUCCUCCAGGUGCAACCACCACCGCCGCCUGAGCCCACCGUGCGCCUCGCCGAGCACCGGAAGGGGGACACGCUCCCCGCCGCGGCGCCACCCGUCCCUGCCGCGGCCAAACUGGUCGAUGACAAUGGCGGCCACAUUCGCUUCACCUCGGACGACGACGAAGAGGGCUCCGAGUCCGACGACGCGCACAUCAGCUUCCCGUCCUCCUCCUCCUCCGAGGACGAAGCCGAGCCACGUGUCCCCCGCUCCGAGCUCCUCCCGCCCGCGGCACCGGCGCCGACUCGGCCAGCUCCGCCGUACGGUGUUGGAUACGCUCCGCCGCUCUACAGCUACAGCUACGGCGCCGGCCCCGCGUAUGGUGGGUACGGCGCCGACAUUGGCGGCUACGGCCAGAGCUUCUUCAACAUCAGUUAUGCCCGCAGCCGGCCGCCGCCACCGUCCGUGUCAUACGAGCACCGGCCCCAGUCCACCGAUGCCACCGUCCAGUACUACCCCGGUUCAUACUACGGCGGCUAUCAGUACCCCCAGGGCAGCGGCUUGCAUCAGGUGGCAGCCUCCUCCUGCGAGGGGGCUGGGCCGCCGCCUUCGCCGCCACGUGUGUCCACCUGGGAAUUCCUCAACCCGUUUGAGUCAGUCGCGAGCUACUACGGGGAUGAGCCGACUGCUGCUGCCGCGACGUCUAGGCCUAGCUCCAAGGAUGCGCAAGAGGAGGUUGUCAUCCCGAAAUUGGAGGAUGAGAAAGUGCAAGAAAACGUCGUCAAUGGCAACACUGGUAAAGCUGGGUUGGCCAAGAAGGAAGAAAGGAGCAAUGCCAGUGAGGAGCAACGCAGCAAGGCCAUGUCGCCGGAGGCGAACAAUAACACUGCAAGUGGCAUGGUUCAUGAUGUCCAUGUAGUGGAGAGGAGUCUGGUGGAAGAACAUCUGCAGCAUUCCGAUGCUGAUGGGCUGCCUGAGAUUUCACGGAAGGCGUACAAUGACAAUGUCGAGGUGGCGCAGGAGAUCAGGCUACAGUUUGAUCUCGCCGCCAAGUCUGCGGCUGAGGUGUCCAAGAUGCUUGAGGUUGGGAAGAUGCCUUACUACCAGAAGAAAUCAGGACUGAAAGUAUCCUCCUCCAUGAUGAUCUGUGGGCUGCCUUCAAUCGGUGAGGAGUUCCUGCAGUUUCAGGAGGAGAAAGCUAUGGAAUGUGGCAACAUUUCUUCCACAUUGCAGAAGCUGUACAUGUGGGAGAAGAAGCUUCUUGAGGAACUCAAGACCGAGGAGAAGAUGAGAGGGCAAUAUGAUAAAAAACGGGAGGAGCUGAAAGUUCUGUAUGAGAGAGGUGCUGAAGCUCAGAAGCUUGAGGCAAUUGAAAUUUAUACCAGGAAGCUAUCAACAAAAAUUAGUGUUGCCCUUCAAGUUGUCAAUGUUGUCUCAAAGAAGAUUAAUAAGUUGAGAGAUGAAGAACUAUGGCCGCAAACGUUUGAGCUGAUUCAAGGGUAUGCAAUGUGUAUCUCUGUAGAUUAUGGUAGGUGGUUGAAGAAAAUGUGGCAUGCCAUGUCAGAGUGCCAUCAGAUCCAGUGGCAUGCCUUAUCCCAAGCUAAAAACAUUGAUUCCAACAUAGCAGCUGCAAGAUUCAGUGAAGCUCAUAUUGGUUUAAUGAAGCAGCUAGAGCUUCAGUUGCUAGAUUUGGUUGCCAGUUUUGCCGCAUGGGUUAAUGCUCAAAAGAGCUACAUUAAUACUAUCAAUGACUGGCUCAAGAAGGGAAUCGACUAUGUUCCUGAAGUAACUGAUGAUGGGACUCCACCCUUCUCUCCAGGUCGAUUAGGUGCACCCCCCAUUUUCAUCAUCUGCAAUAAUUGGGCAAUGGGCAUCACGAGGAUACCUGAGACAGAAGUAGUAGACGCGAUGCAGGAUUUUGCCUCUAAUGUUCUGCAUCUCUGGGAGAAGCACAGGUCAGAGUGGAGGCAGAGUAUGAUGGCUAACAGAGAUAUGGACAGGGAGCUUAGAGUGAUGGAGAGGGAUGAACUGUCGAUGCGCAAGGCUCUGAAAGCACAAAACAAGAAGUUUGUGCUUGUUUCCAAUCACAGCGGAGUGUCCUUAUCUGCACAAGCAUUACAAGACGGCAGUACACCUGCUGAAGUGGCUUUGCAAUCAUCUAUGAAGAAAUAUUUCGAAGCAAUGGAGUGCUUUGCUGCUUCCUGUGCAAACGCAUACAACGAUCUCCAUCGUCGUUCUGAAGAAGAGAGAACUCGACCUGCCCAAGAUAUUGGCAGAGCUUCCUAG